AACAACAGCAACAGCAGCAACAACAGCAACAGCAGCAACUAAUCAACUAACUCGUGUGUGCAACAACAAUGAAUACAAUCAAAAUGUGCUGCUAGUCAAAUUUGGGCUACAAUUGUAUGAAAAUUUAUGCAAAUCAAAAGCGAGCAAUGACUGCGUGGCGAGCAACAACAGCAACUGCCAACAGGAACAGCAGCAACAGCAGCAACACCAACAGCAACAACUUGACUGCCGCACAGUCGCCGUCGCGCCAUUGCCAUUUGCAUUUAAUUGUUGUGAUUAUCUUGGCCUGCUGCACACGGUGGUUGUAUGGAUUGCCCGAUGGACGCGCCACUUGCCGCUCGGUGCCUGGCCUAACCAAAGAUCAGGUGGAGCUCUGCUACAAGGCGAGUGAUGUGACUGCCGCUGCUCUGGAGGGCCUGGACAUGGCCAUACGCGAAUGCCAGAUACAGUUUCAGUGGCAUCGCUGGAACUGCUCGUCACUGAGCACAAAGAGCCGCAAUCCGCACGCCUCCAAUCUGCUGAAGAAAGGCUAUCGGGAGAGCGCAUUUGCCUUUGCCAUUUCGGCGGCUGGCGUUGCUCAUAGUGUGGCGCGCGCCUGCAGCCAAGGACGUCUGAUGUCCUGCGGCUGUGAUCCGACCAUCAAUCGCAAGACGCUCAACAAGAAUCUGCGCCAGUCCCUCGACAAGGAGAAGAAGCAAUUUCUGCAAUAUCUGGAAACAAACCAGAUCCUAACGCCCGAGGAGGAGAAGACCUAUGAGCGCUCCAAGAUCGCGAGUCGCUGGAAAUGGGGCGGCUGCUCCCACAACAUGGACUUCGGUGUGGAGUACUCCAAGCUGUUUCUCGACUGUCGCGAAAAGGCCGGCGACAUACAAUCCAAAAUCAAUCUGCACAACAAUCAUGCGGGCCGAAUGGCCGUAUCGAAUAACAUGGAAUUUCGCUGCAAGUGCCAUGGCAUGUCCGGCAGUUGUCAGCUGAAGACGUGCUGGAAAUCGGCGCCCGAUUUUCAUAUUGUGGGCAAAGUACUGAAGCAUCAGUUCCGCAAGGCCAUUCUGGUCGAUCAGUCCAAUCUGGGCAAUGGGGAGCCCAUCGUUGUACUGAAGCGUUCGCGCAACAAGAAAUCCAAUGGCGGCGGCAACAGCGCUGGCAGCUCCACGGAUCUGAGUGGCUCCGAUGCGUCUGCCACGCGGACGGGCAGCGGCAGCCAAAGCGAUCUGGACGCCGAGCAGAGCCCGCGCCAGACCAAAGCUGAUAAGAACGCGGCGCGCAUGGCCCGCAAGCUGGAGACGUCGCUCUUCUACUAUCAGCGCUCGCCGAACUUCUGUGAGCGGGAUCUGAGCGCAGAUAUUCAGGGUACAAUUGGUCGCAAAUGCAAUCGCAACAGCACGACCAGCGACAGCUGCGCCUCCCUCUGUUGUGGGCGUGGCCACAGUCAAGUGAAGGAACGACGCGCCGAACGCUGCCGCUGUAAAUUCCAAUGGUGCUGCAGCGUCGAGUGCGACGAGUGCCAUGUGGAGGAGUGGAUAAGUGUGUGCAAUUAAAGGCCAUGGCAACUGAUAAAAGACUUUUCUUCAAUGCAAUUAGCCAACAGCAGCAGCUAAAAUAAAUG
This is a messenger RNA of Drosophila arizonae, 1606 nucleotides long. It is a transcript of the gene Wnt10, whose product is annotated as Wnt oncogene analog 10. Gene Ontology annotation, biological process: cell fate commitment; multicellular organism development; canonical Wnt signaling pathway. Gene Ontology annotation, cellular component: extracellular region. Gene Ontology annotation, molecular function: cytokine activity; frizzled binding. The record is from RefSeq and is a predicted model, not a curated record. NCBI's taxonomy places the organism in Eukaryota, Metazoa, Arthropoda, Insecta, Diptera, Drosophilidae.